Molecule: messenger RNA, 1913 nt
Organism: Drosophila melanogaster (fruit fly)
Lineage: Eukaryota; Metazoa; Arthropoda; Insecta; Diptera; Drosophilidae
Exons: 3
Coding region: 70-1545 (491 amino acids)
Source: RefSeq, marked reviewed
CAUAACUGCCACAAAACUAAAUUGAAAAUUUAUACAUUUAAUGCAUCACUUUUAACCUGAUCCAAGGUCAUGUCCUUGCAGUGGCAAAAUGAGGUGGUGCGGAUUACGCGCCAAGUGAAGCGCAAUCUACCGCACCGAAAUUUCCGAGAGAUUAACUUUGAUCGCGAGACCAUAAGGCAAGGAAUCACCCCCCUGACCUACGAUGAGGCGCGCCGUCUUAAGGGACCAGUUUUCGAGGCUCUGGAGGAUGAGUUGCGUCGAGCAGGAUGCACCAUGCUGCCGGAGUUUCUCCACUGCCUGGCCACCAAGGAGAAUGCUCUUUUCGAGAGCCUAAAUAUCCGGGAACGUCUAUCCGAUGACUCGGAAUUGCUCUACGGAAUGGUGGAUCGACUCCGGGAUGCCGAACUGGCUGUUUGCCUGAACAAGCACCGGGGUCUCAAAAAGUGUUUUGGCCUAUUCUUCGAGACCAUGCAGCUGCUGGAGCCGUAUCGUCAGAAAUACGCAUACGCCCUGGUGGCCCUCAAUGAGCACAUCAUCUCGUUGUGCCGCAACAUUGCCGGCCAGGAACAUGAUGCCGCCGAGUACAUAUCCCGCAUCUACUACAUCUAUUCCAUGUACCUGGUGAACACAGGCCAGCGAACCUCGGCCAUCAAUUUCCUACAAAUUGCCAUGGAUCUGGUGCGUGGUCACGUGUGGACCGCCGAGGUGGGAAUGCCCGCAGGCAGUCUUACGCUCCACGAGCUGGUGGCCCAGAAUCUCGCCAGGCAGCUCCUCAUCCAGGGCAAGUCCAUUGUACGCCAGCAUCCCGAGGAUGCGGUGGCCAUGGCCCGACGAGCCACUGUACUAAUAGCCGAAAUUGGCAGGGAUAAGAACAUGGAGAUUUUCUGUGACACUUUUCUGGAGCGUGCCUACUUUCUAAUGGAGAUUGGUAACUUUAACUCGGCGCAGCAGUGCCUUGAGCAGAUCAAAACCCAGAUCCUGGCCUGCACCGAAUAUCGAUUCGUUAAGCUCAACAUUAAGUACUACCUGAUCCAAGGGCAAUGUUCCGAGAUUUUUGAGCACGUGGAGAAGGCCACUUCGUGUUACAAGAGAGCUCUUCGCUUAUCCCGACUCUAUACCCACCGCGAUUUGGAGGCAGAGAUACUUUUGCAUCUGGGAAAGAUCUUUGCCAAGGACACACAGAUGACAAGUAUCGCUAAGAAAUGCUAUGAGCAUGCCAAGCGCAUCUACGUCGACUUUAACGAUCUGCACAGCCGCAAGAUGGCCAACUAUCUGCAGGCCAAGUUAAUGGCGGAUGAAAUCACACCACUUUAUAUGGCCAUGCUUAAGUCGUCUACCACUCGCUAUUGCGCCUUUUUCAACCUGCGUCAGUGGAAGAACCGCUGUCGUCCUUUUUGGAAGCGACUGGGUGACGAGAUCAUCAAACAGGAAACGGAUAGCAUAUACUGUCUGCUGGAUGAGGAGAAGGAGGAUCCUGGUCACGAUGUGGCUCCCUAUGACGAUAUCGAUCUCAAGACAUUCAAACUGGCUGAGGGAGAUAUCUAAGUUAGCUCUGUUCUUGGGAAAAGUUUAUUGAUUACUGCUCCUGAUAUUUCUUUUAGGCAAUAAUACAAAAUUUUCAGAACGGGCUUUUAGGUUGGUUCAAAUAACAAGUUGAUUUUCUUUCACUUAUUGAGCUGGCUGUUGUAAACACAUUCUAUUUACCCAAUGACUAAAAUUAUUUACACGCAUCAGAGUUGUGGAAUCCCCUCGUUGAAGUACUGCCAUAAACGGCCGAGUGUAUAAAUAUAUGGAUGAUUAUCAAAUCGUGAGUGUAAUGCAAGAAUUUAUUGACUUCCGAUGUCUGAGUUAUUUGAUCACGCAUUCGGCUGCAAUGCCUUAAUGUCUGAAUGAAAAUAGAACUACCUGAGCCG